Molecule: messenger RNA, 1223 nt
Organism: Capsicum annuum
Lineage: Eukaryota; Viridiplantae; Streptophyta; Magnoliopsida; Solanales; Solanaceae
Product: plastocyanin, chloroplastic
Exons: 2
Coding region: 563-1072 (169 amino acids)
Cellular component (GO): chloroplast thylakoid lumen
Molecular function (GO): copper ion binding
Source: RefSeq, a predicted model, not a curated record
UGGCAUUUGCAUUUCAUUGAUGAUUCUGUCCUAAGUCAAUUAAAGAAUGGGCAUGGGAGCAUGAAAUUUGUGGAAACAUGAAAGUUGUGCUCUCUCUAUCUGUUUUAAGUUCUUAAAUAAGAUGGUCAUUUACCACAACAAAACCAGAUGUGAUAGCAUGUUAAACGAAGUAUGUCUUCGUAAAUCAUCAUCAACUUGAUUGUGGACUUAUAGAAAGACAAGUAAUGAUAUUUAUUUUAUUUUACAUCUUCUUCUAGUUAGUACUAAAUUUUGUGGUUCUAACAUAAUUCCAGCCAUUCAAUUUCCACCCUUAGAUAAAUAUAUCCACGUCAGAGGAUAUAAUCCAUAUCAACCAAUAGCAUUCACUUCAUCAGAUAACUGUACAUCCUAUCAUCACAUAAACAAUCGCAAGUAUACACCACUCAUUUAUACAAAGAAAUUAACUUCUUUACUACUCUAUCCACAACCUCACAUAUUAAAACCCCAUCAACCCCUUAUCACCUUUUCUUGAUUCCAAAUUUUCGAUCACAAAAGCAACAAACAUCAUAUCUAGUUAUUAACAAUGGCCACUGUCACCUCUGCUGCUGUUGCUAUCCCAUCUUUCACUGGCCUCAAGGCUUGUGCUUCCUCAUCUUCCAGAGUUAGCACUGCCUCAGCCAAGGUGGCGACCACCCCGGUCGCCAGAUUGGCCGUUAAGGCGUCUUUGAAAGACGUUGGUGCUGUCGUUAUUGCGACAGCUGCAAGCGCGAUGCUCGCUAGCAAUGCGAUGGCUAUUGAAGUGUUGCUUGGUGGUGAUGAUGGAAGCCUUGCUUUUGUUCCUGGAACCUUCAGCGUUAACUCUGGUGAGACAAUUACAUUCAAGAACAAUGCCGGGUUCCCCCACAACGUCGUAUUCGAUGAAGAUGAAAUCCCAGCUGGUGUGGAUGCAAGUAAGAUUUCAAUGGGUGAAGAGGAUCUUCUGAAUGCACCAGGAGAGACUUACAGUGUCACUUUGAGUGAGAAAGGAACCUACAGUUUCUAUUGUUCUCCUCACGCGGGAGCUGGAAUGAAGGGCCAAGUCACUGUUAACUAAUUUUUGUCACCUCUAUAUCAUGUAAAAGUUGAUUUGAAUUCCCAUCCAUUUCAACAUUUUCUUUUAAUAUUGCCCUUUUCUUUUUGAGGUAAGCAUAUUUAUGGAUGUAAUAUCAUUUUGUGAUAUUAAUAACAACUUUUUUGGGCUGUAA